This is a messenger RNA of Phytophthora sojae, 1857 nucleotides long. RefSeq lists its product as hypothetical. The annotation marks the transcript as partial. The record is from RefSeq and is a predicted model, not a curated record. Gene Ontology annotation, molecular function: ubiquitin-protein transferase activity. The transcript is spliced from 3 exons. NCBI's taxonomy places the organism in Eukaryota, Oomycota, Peronosporomycetes, Peronosporales, Peronosporaceae.
AUGACGGCGCUGGCGAGCAACGGCGUCUCUUUCCUGGCUGCCACCGACCUGUCCGUGUGCGUCGCUGUGCUGCUGCUCGCCGCCGUGUUCGUGACCAAGCGCGCCGUGCGCAAGACCAGCUCCGUCGACGAGGACGAGAAGCCCCACAACGCCAUGAUCCUCUCCACUGAACAACUGGCCGACCACCGGCUGCUGGCGGCCCAACGUGAAGCAGAGCGAGGAUUCGCGACCUGCAUGGCCUGCGGCUUCAAGAACUUUGCGCGCGUGGUGCACUGCGCCCUGUGCGGACUGUCGAGCGCCGACCAGAAGCAAGUGUCCACGUCCGCUGUCCGGCCGAUCGUCGAAGGUCCGAGUGGAUCUACGCCGCUGCCUCGCGCCCACAAGCGGCGCGAGUGGACGCGCGAGCUGAACGCCCAGAGCCGCCUCGUGUGGCGCCGCCGACUCACGGAGGGCGGCGACCACUCGCCGGGCUACGUGCUGCGCUUCGACCUGCCGCCCGAAGCGGAGCCGGAAUCCGAGCGCGCGUCGUCCAAGCGCCGAGGACGGAGUCUCAGCACGGGCUACGACCCGUGCGCGGGCGUACAGUUCGAGCUGCUGGAGCCGCGCGACGUGGACCCCACGCAGUUCCCGCUGCCCCCGCCGCGUGCCGACGUGGCCGACACCCUAGAGGACCUGAAGCGGAUGGCGGUGGACGCUGCUGCUCAGGACUUCCCGACCAAGUACGCGCACUUCAUCGCUAGUGCGGCGGCGCUGCUUCAAGCAGGCGACAGAAGUCUGCACUCGAGCUUGUCGGUGCACCGUGACUACAUCUUGGAGCAGUCUGUGCAGCAUAUCAACUGCAUUCGCGAGACGAGCAUCCGCUCCGUGCGUCUCCAAGUGAAUUUUGAAGGAGAAGAAGACGCGCCCAAUGGCGUCGGCGGACUGCACCGAGAGUGGCUGACCCUCCUGAACGAGAAGCUCGUGGACCCAGAGGUCGGACUCUUCUCCUGCACGCAGCGCAGCGAUCAGACGUACUUCAUUAACCCGCAGUCGAAGCGCGUGCUCGGCGCCGAUCACUUGCAACAUUUCCACGCCGCUGGCCGGCUGAUCGGCCGCGCUCUGCUCGAGGGCGCUGUGCUCAACUUCCACUUGUGUGCGCCGCUGCUCAAGAUGAUGCUGGGGACGCCGAUUACUUUCGGUGAUCUGGAGUACUUGGAUGCAGAAAUGUACCGCAGCUUGACGUGGCUGCUGGACAACGACGACGCCGAGUCGCUCGAGCUGGAUUUCACGGUCACGCAGCGCCACGGCGACCACACGCAGACGGUGGAGCUCAUCCCCGCUGGUCGAAACAUCCAAGUGAACGACGACAACAAGUUCGAGCUCGCGGACCGCAAGUUCCGCUUCAUGAUGUUCGAGAGCGUGGCGCCGCAGCUCGCGUCCUUCCUCAAGGGGUUCUACGAGGUGGUGCCUCAGCGCAUGCUGCUGCCUUUCGACUACGAGGAGCUAGACUACUUGCUGUGUGGCUCGGACGCGAUCGACGUGGCGGACUGGAAGCAUCACACCCACAUGCACGAUACACUGGAGUCUCGGCAAGAAGUGGCGUGGUUCUGGGACGUCGUGCAGGAGAUGUCGGGCGUGUACCAGAAGCGACUGCUGCAGUUCGCGACGGGCUGUUCGCGCGUGCCGCUUGUGGGCUUCCAAGGCCUCACGAGCUACGACGGUCAGCUGUGCAAGUUCACGCUAACUGGCGCGGGAGAUGUGACCUACUUCCGCAGCCACGCGUGCCACAACAUGCUCGAGUUGCCGAGUUUCUCGACCAAAGAUGAUCUGCGUGCGGCGCUGUAUGCCGCUCUGUACAACGAGUCCACCGUUUGCGAC